This is a messenger RNA of Fusarium oxysporum Fo47, 1169 nucleotides long. RefSeq lists its product as uncharacterized. The record is from RefSeq and is a predicted model, not a curated record. Bases 1 to 1038 code for a protein of 345 amino acids. NCBI's taxonomy places the organism in Eukaryota, Fungi, Ascomycota, Sordariomycetes, Hypocreales, Nectriaceae. The transcript has 2 exons.
AUGUCUGGCCUUGAAAUUGCAGGCCUUAUUCUGGGGGCGAUACCAGUCGCGAUUGAAACGCUCAAAAUAGGGAGCCAAGGGAUAGCGGUACUCCGACGAAGCCGCAGAUACGAUUAUGAACUGGAGAGGUUGAUCAACAAGCUCGAAAAUGAAUGGGUGAGGCUUGAAGAUGACUUGAUCCAACACCCCGGUCGCCUCUUCGAUGUUGACCCGGAACUCAAAGCUAAACUUCGAAGACGGUUGUGGAAAGGCUGUGAUCUCUUCGAUCAAACAUUGAGAGAGAUCAAUGCUACCAUGAACGAGGCUAUAAACAGUAUAAGUAUCCAGAUCCGAGAUGAGUCGAACGUUAGACGAUCACUCAGGCACUCGUUCCUCGACGGCUUACUAUCUCGGAUCAAUGAGGGAGUUUCGGUCCUCGAACAGCUUGUGAAUAGGAGCAUACAGCUCGAGCCAGCCAGGAAGAUACGCUUACAAGGCAAAUUCCUGUGCUACAUGCGAAGCAUAGAAUCUGAGCUCUUUGCAGCCUUACAAGCAGGAUUUUGCUGUCCAUGCGAGCAUCACCUUGGUUUACAGUUGGAGAAACGGACAUCGGAUAUUGUUCCAGAUGAUAUAAAGCAUGACAGUCUCAUCAGAGGCGCCGAAUUUCGUCUCUCUCUCUCGUAUAAAGAACCCGGUGCGAGCCCUGCCGCUCCAUCCAGCCAUGAUACAAAAUGGUCGGAUGUAUUGGUCAAGCCAACGCCUGCAGCGCGCUCGUACGCCAUGGCACAAACCUUACGUUCGAAAUUCGAAAAGCGCUUACAAUCAUCAGGAUCGAUUAGGCAUUCGCCACUCAAGGGAGGCCCUUUUUCAAUACCCACUGACUCAACUCAGCCUCCAGACACCUCACAAGAAAUCGAGAUGGCAGCACGCGAGGAACAUGAGCAAGUGACCAAGAUCUUAGACCUUUGCGAAAAUAUAAGACAGCCCUUUGUACGAGCAUCAGAAAAUUGCUUUGGGCUUAUAUUCAGCACGUCACUUCCCAAAAAAACAUGCAGAUGAUGUGUACCCGAUCGUUGCGAGCAAAUACAGAGAACGGUCCGACAGAACCAUGACAUCGUUGAAUGAAGUCCUUCGACAAAAUCAACGACACAUGAUCCUAUCAGAACAAGACAGACUGAAGCUGGCCGUCC